This is a messenger RNA of Petromyzon marinus (sea lamprey), 7928 nucleotides long. The record is from RefSeq and is a predicted model, not a curated record. NCBI's taxonomy places the organism in Eukaryota, Metazoa, Chordata, Hyperoartia, Petromyzontiformes, Petromyzontidae.
GCGUCGUUGUUUCCCGCUGUUAUAGUUAUUUUGCUUUGUUAAGAUGUAAAUGCCAACGGCGUCCAGGGUUUGGGCCUAGUCCAAGACUUGUCUAGUACCAAUCAGGGCCCAGAUGCUGCGCUUGUGUUGUUAUGUUAAACAAAAAAAAAACAAUAAUUCGUAUUGCCGUUUCUUUUAUCAGAGUUAAAAUACGUUGUCGCCGUUGCUAACUUGGCGUUGAGCGUGGAGUUGACGCUUCAAUGGUGUUGCUAUUAUUAAAGCAGGCGCGUAACGAGACGUUCGCUCGCGUUGCCUGUGGCCUAGCUUGGGCUGCCUUAUGUUGCAAUGUAAACACUCGACGUUUCGUACUGCAUUGCGAUUGAUUCUUUGCUGUUCCAGAUACUAUAAUUCACGGCGACGUUCAUAUUGUAUUGACGGUGUUGAAACGAAAGCAAACACGUGCACAUUUUUGUUGCAGAAAGUCGCAUGCACUUUGUUUUCCCCCCUCCACCCCCCUGUGCAGCGCUUUGCAGCGUCCGUUUAACUUUGAUACGGUACAUGGACGAUAUUUCUCAACAACAUGUUUUUUCUCAGUCGUUUUGAGCAUUGAUAAUAUACAAUCGCAAAUUGUGUAAGGGACAAUAGGGCCGUGGGGCGUUUUUGGCGCUUAGCCUAUGCACCCAGUUUUACCAGAGUUCGAUUCUCGACCGCGGCGGCGAGGGAUAACAACUUGUCCUGGGACGCCUCCUGAAUCCCCCCCCACACUCACACCACACUCACACCACACACACACACCACUGUGUGUCUUCUUGCAUCAUGAAAGUGUGAACAGACAUCCCUGAUGAUCCGUGUCGACGGCAUGGGGAGGCCGCCUUCAUCCAGCAGUGGAUUGCCAAAGGGCUGUAAAUUACAACUUCAAAGAAUGCAAUUCUUUUCCCCCACCAUUGGCAAAAGUAUACGUAAAUGCUCACCACCAGACUUGAAUUGGGUGAAGUAUGGUCAAAUAGGACUGAAUUAUGCAGGCUAUAUAUGAUUUGAACGAUAUCAAAUGUGUAUGAGUACAGUACUCUAUGAACAAAUCACUUGGAAUGUGCCAGAGCCUGUCGGACCUCAAGCCAAGCACAGUCUGUUGGGUUUAUAUUGUACAGUGCUUAAAUGUGUGACCAGAUAACACAAUCAAUUGGUCUUGUACAUUUUCCGCACUUUCACCAACCCUCACUGACCAGCGUGGUGAAGUAUGGCCAUAAGCCCUCGCUGCCUGAGGAGGAGGCCCUCAUCCAUCAGUGGAUUGACAAACGGGCUUUACAUGCAUAGGCAAUAUACUUAUUGGACUGUUAGGUCUGUAUACUGCAUGUGUGCAUUUUAAUUCUAAAUGUAAUACUAAUGUAUAUAUUUUUUAAGUGAUAUACAUUUGCAUGUUCACAUCUUGGUCAAUCCACUGCUGGAUGAAGGCAUCUCCGCGUUGUGUGGGUCACACUAACUGUUUGCGAUAUUGCAUACAUAUACACUCUACAUGGAGCAGAGCAGCUGACUAAAAUGUCAAGGGUUUUUAUUGCUAUUUGAGAAACAAUGUAUAUUUUUUGCUUGAUCAGUCUAUAUUAUCGCUGAAGCUGCGUAAAGUAGGUAAAUGCAUUGCUAAGAAUACAUGUACACUAGAUCUCUUAUCUUCAAAAGAGCCAUCUUGUGGUUCCUUUAAUCUGGCAAGGCCAAUCCAAUAUACGACAAAUUUAUGGAAUUAAAUACCUUUUUUGUGGAUAACCACCAUAUUUUUUUUAUUAAAGUGUGUUUUCCGUGAUUUAUCUUAAUCUGAUUCUCUUUUUCAGGUCAUUACUAGAAAGAUUAUUUCUAUUGUACUAUAAUACAAACUGCAAAGUACAUCACAGACAUUUGCGUUCAAAUACAACUAUGCUGUGAUGGUCAAUGUACCUAUACUAUUAUGCACAUUGUGGUUGUUGAUGUAACGGAUUAAUGGGGAUACUAAAUAUACAUUUAACAGCUUUUGACGUUAUGCAAAUCUAACAAUUGCUUUUGCAGAUUGUUAUAGUGAAUGGAAAAUAAGUUAAUGAUCAAUGAUAUGCUUGACAGUUUUGGCAGGAUGCUCUUGCAAAGGAUGCUAGCAGAAAGGUACUGGUAAAGUGAGCAAGGCAGGCAAAGGGAGUAUGACUGAGAAGAUGGACCUGAGUGUUUUAUAUAAAGUCACAGUCUUUGACAGGUAAAUUGUAAACACUUUUUUUUAUUGAACUUAAACUGUAAUAUUGGUGAUGGAUGUGGAAAGGUAUUGUGGUGCUUUGUAAUUCAUUUAUGAGGUAUUUAUUUUUCUUUACAUUUCCCAUCACGUACAUGCCAAAAUGGACGUAAGCGUGCAGGCUAUACGUUCAUUUAUUGUCUUUAUCUAGUUAAUGUUUCUUAUUUAAUGUGAGCAUUGCUCUAAUUUAACAUUUGCAUGCAGUUAUGACUUAACAAAGCACUUAUGAAUUACAAUGUUGAAAAGAAUGGUUGCCGUUCAUUGUGCUCUGUUUUCACAAACUUUCACAAGAUGCCCUGGGAUGUCCAGUGGUGCUGACGUCUCGGAUACUCAAAUCUCUGAGCCUUCAUCAGCGAGCAUCCUUGAUGGCUCCUCCACAUCACAGCAGAUAUCUCAUGGCACUGAUGGCUUGACAUGGGAGCUGGUACCUCUCAACUCUAUCAACCGUUCUGACAACCAGGGGGAGCAAGGCAAAGAAGGCACGCAGAUGGACCCAUUGCUGAGCUGCGAUCAGAUGGAGGUGGAGCUGGUGCCACUGGAUGUGGAGCUGGUGCCCGUGGAGAUCCAGCUCGUUCCUGCAGAGGAGGAGGAGCCGCCAGUAGCCAUCGAGCUCGUGCCGGUGGAGGAAGGCUGUGGGACGUUCUCUCAGCCGCCGGGGGAUUCCUUCGAGUCUAUUGAAACAUACACCAAAAUGCUGAGCGACAAGGACCCCAUGUUCACGGCGGCAAGCACUCCGUACCAUCUCAAGUAUCACGAGAAUCUGCGCGACAGCUUCUCGCUGGCUUCCGCCGAGGGAGAAGGGCUGGGACUGGAUGAUGCCAUGGUAGAGAGCCUUUUAAAGGAUGGAAGCUUACCGAUUAUAGAGGAUGUAAUGGGAUCUGAAUUCACUAACCUUUCAAAUGCAGAAAGACAAAAAACAGGAGCAAGUGGAGGUGGAGCUGAAGAGAGGCCUAAAACAGUGACCAAUAGUGCAGAGCACCCACCUGGAGAGAGUGAACAGGAAAGUUUGCGGCGUAAACCAAGGCAAACCCGAAAACAGCAGCAGUUGACAGAGCAAGGUGCCUCCACCAAGUGUGCCAGUGCCUGCACCAAUGCAAAACCCUCGGGUGGGAAGGGCAAUGAUGUGUCAAAAAGCCAUUCGUCACACAAUGAUGAUGGGGAGGAAUACCCAGAGCAUGCAACUCCUAAAACCAGGCAGGUGCGGUCAGGCUCAUCGCAGGACGGUGAGCAAAAGUCUGCAGGGAAAAGUUCAUUCCUGAAACAGUCUGAAGCUGAAUCAGCAAAGAGCAAAUUGCUUGCAAAACGCAAAACAACGAGCAUUGAGGAGCCACCCCUGUUUGUACCAGACAACCUGCCUCCCGCAGUCAAGAAAGACGGUCCGAAAGAUCAUAAUGCCAAGUCUGGAAAUGCUAAAGCGGGCAGGAUGAGAUCACAGAAGUUUGAAGAAGAGAGCAGCACGGACCUGACUGAAACAAUGUCAUCAGCCCUUUCUGAUGAGAGUGACAGUGAGAAUGACCCCAACAAACUUUGGUGCAUCUGUCGACAGCCAUAUAAUAACAGGUUUAUGAUUUGUUGCGACCGAUGUGAGGACUGGUUUCAUGGUGAUUGCGUUGGAAUCACAGUUUCCCGUGGGCGGCAGAUGGAACGCAAUGGCGAAGAUUACAUUUGUCCAAACUGCAGCUCCAAAGAAGAUGAAUCCAAACAAGCCGGCGGGGCUGAUCAGGACGUGCAACUUGGAGCGAAAGCUGAGAGCAGCACCACCUUGUCCGAGGCAGAUGCCGGGGCCAUGCCAGGGAAAGGGACGCCUGCCCAAGCGGCCUUGCAUGGCAUGAGCGACGGACCCAUGCCAACAAACAUACAGCAAGGCAACAUCAAGGGCAAGAUCGAGAAAGCGAAGAUUGUGUCUGACAUCACAAAGAAGAAGAGGAUAUUAAACAGGUGUGCUGGUACGGGGUGCACAAAGAUGGCAGCUCCAGGCUCUGUGUACUGCAGCAAUGACUGCAUCCUGCGACAUGCAGCUCACACCAUGCAGACCCUCCAGAAAGGACAAGCCAAACCUGCACCUCUACCCAGCAUCACAAGAGAUUCCAGCUUAUCUGUGCAGCCUUCUGGCACACGGCUCGAUGCCAACCCUGCUUUGCGGAGGAACUCAAGCGAUAAGCCUGUGGUGGUGUUUGAGCGCAGCAAUAGGGUGGUGCUUAUCAAGGCCAAUGUGAUCCAUGUGCCUAAGCCUGGAAGCCUUGUAAAGCAGCCACAGCCUGCAACCAAUGCUCAGCUGGGAUCAAAAGCCAACAUCCCCUCGUCAACAUUUUACAAUACAGUCAAUAAGCAAAAAACAGAUUCCACCAUAAACAACAAAAAAGACACGGUGACCAAAGAUAAGAAGCCAGAGUUAAAGAGAAAAUCAGAAACACCCACACCUGCUCCCAAUGACAAGCUCAUCCGGAGCAAUGUGCGCCGUUCACUCGGAGACAUCUUUGCAAAAAGGAUGAAAGACUCAAAGAGUCUGAAAAUUUCAGAAGAUGAAGCUUUAAAAGUGGCGGAUGAAAUUGAGAAGGAGCUGUAUGCCCAGUUUCAAGAUACAGACAGUAAAUAUAAGAACAAGUAUAGGAGUCUCAUGUUUAACCUGAAGGACGCACGGAAUCACGGCUUGUUCCGUCGUGUUUUAAAGCGUGAGAUCCCACCACACAAGCUGGUUAGAAUGAGCCCUGAGGAGCUGGCUUCCAAGGAACUGGCUGAGUGGCGUGAAAGAGAGAACAAACAUACACUAGAAAUGAUUGAAAAGGAGCAAAGAGAAAUCGAGAGAAGACCAAUUACCAAGAUAACUCACAAGGGAGAAAUUGAAAUAGAGGAAUCUACUCUGCAAACUGCUGUUGAGGAGUCUACUGACAGCGAAUCCAUACUGACUGAAGAAACUGAAACAAAAGUGCAUGUUGAUACCACUGAGCAGCAUAAACUUCACCUUUUUGACCUUAAUUGUAAAAUAUGCACAGGUAAAGUAGCACCGCCUGUUGAGGAACCGUCAGCCAAAAAGGUGAAAGUCGCCACAUCUGUUAUACUGGCAACUAAGAAAGCUGCUGCAGAGUUUGAAUCAGCUGCUGUGACUGCACCUGGUCCAUCUAAAGCAGAUGCUGGAACCGCCAAGUCAGCAGUUAGUGUGUCUGCUUCAUCAAGCGUGAAUGCUAACCUGGAGGAACAGCAAACCAAGUCCCCAGUGUCUGUUCUAGCUGUCAGGUCGGCAGAGCAGUCGGCAGGUGAUUGCAGGGCCUAUUCCUUCUUGGAUGACAUCUGGAAGGGCUUUGUCAACAUGCAGAAUGUGGCCAAGUUUGCCACAAAGGUGUUUGCAGUGUCCGGAUCUUGUGACCACAUGGCAGAGGACCUUCCGGACACAAUUGAAGUUGGUGGCAGGAUAGCCCCAAAGGUCGUCUGGGAUUACCUUGAAAAAGUAAAGGCUACAGUGACUAAGGAGAUCUGCUUGCUUCGCUUUUACCCAGCCACGGAGGAGGAGAAAGUGGGCUACGUGUCGCUCUUCUCCUACUUCAGCAGCCGCAACCGCUUUGGCGUUGUCGCCAACAACUGCCAGUAUGUGAAGGACAUGUACCUCAUCCCAUUGGGAGCAUAUGACGAUGUGCCAGAGAACCUGCUGCCUUUGGAUGGCCCAGGAUUGGAGCAGACGCGACCGAACAUGCUACUCGGGCUGGUGGUGCGGCAGAGAUCAAAACGGAGGCUGCCAGGCGAGCAUCCCUUUGACGCGCCAAUUCUUUAUGACAAAGAGCACACCAUUCUGAACAGUCCCGAUGAUAAGCAGAGGCAAGUGAGCUCUUUUGAAAAUGAAUACCACCACUCCAUUCCAGAGAUUGAUAGCAUUGGAAGAUCAACUAAGUAUUCAGAAGAGCCAAGCAACUCCUCAUUUGUUGAAGAUGGCAUAUCACCACUGAUAUCUAUGUAUUCUGCAACGACGACAGGAUUCUAUGGGACAAGUGAUUACACGACAAAUUCUCUACCACUGCCUCCGUCUCCACCACCGUAUGUUCCAGAAAAUAAUGUUGACCCAAUUGUCCAGAAUUUUGCAACUUUGGAUGAGACUGUAGAUGAAGAGGAGGAUCAUAACACCGAUGAUGAUGAAGCUUAUGACCCUGAAGAUGAAACACUUUUUACAGACAACACCCGGCGUUUUGGCCAAAGCUCGGGCAUGCUGUCAGUACGAGACAAGCCUCCUGACAUGUCCAUGGACACCUUUCUUGAUACCAUUGUUCCACCGGCGAAUGUCAGUCUCUCGGAGCAACAGAAAAUUCUGGAUAACCUCAAGAGACAGAUUGCUGAGGAGAAGCGGAAGCUCGAGGAACAGGAGGCGAGUCUUCGACAAAUGCCGCCACUGCCUCUGCUGCCUAACGCUGCGGAGAAUGUGGAGAGUCUCUCCAUCCAGGUGAACAAAAGCAGGGACCCACGGCAGUCGGGGCUCGGUAAGCAACUGAACAAAGCCGAGCCAAGUGCCGUGGCUUCUCACGGCUCGAGUGACGCUGUCUCAAACCAGCGGCACGAACCUGCAAACGAAGGUGCAACUGAAGUCAAGGGCAAAGUUGUGGCACCGAGUCCGCAAAGCACGUUCCUCUUGGCUAGUAGACAUGACGCGGAUCCAAAAAGGGAGUCGAGAGACUCGAAACAACCGUCGAACUUGAGCCAGAGUGAGAAGCGAUCUGGUGGUGACAAACCUUCAGAGCCCUCCGGCUCGGGAAACUCCCACAGGAACUCGUCCAAGGAAAGAGAGCACCGGUCACGCCGCGAUUCAAGCGAGUCGAGGUCACAGCAAGGGGGCCACCGGCGGUCAAGCGUCAGCAGCAGUGACAGGGGCGUCGAAGACCGGGACCGGCACGAGCAAAAGAAUGCCCGGGCCAAGGGGGGGCACACGGAGCAGCGCUGGGACCGUGAUCGCGAGCGCCAGCGCGGCUGGAGCGAUGAGCGAGACCGGCGCCGGGGGUGGGACGGUAGCAGCGGCAGCGACAAAGACUGGGGCCGAGAGCGGGACCGGGACAGGGACAGAGAUUGGGAAAGAAACUCCAGCGAGAGAAGCCGGAGUAACCGAGAACGGUCGUGGAACCGGGGCAGGGACCACGAUAGCCGAGACGCGGGGAGGAGUCGAGACAGGGAUAGGUCCAGACACUGAGGUGACUGACCGACAUCAUGUGCGCUGACCCAAUGGGGGGGGGGGGGGGGGGGGGGGGGGGGGGGGAAACAACUCACUUGAGACCAGGACUGUUUUGAAGUCUUGCUGUUAUGCUGACUGAUGCAUCUCAAGUCGAGCGGGCAUCGGUCGCAGCAGGCUAUCAACAAAUGCGUUAUUUGAUGAGAAUAUAAGUUGGACUUUAAAUGUUUUUCAUGAAUUGCACCACAGGCUGUAUUUGUUGUACAUACAAUUCGGUAUGAUCUUUCACGUGUUAUAAGCUGUACAAUUAUUUUAUGGCGUUCGUUGACACUUUUGAUAAGCAAAUCUUACCAAUUUUUCAUCAGGAGUUUGCCGGCCUCAAAACGUUUUGUUAUAAACAUCGGUAAUUCAAUACAUUAUCUUUGUUAUUGCUUUUGCAGGUUGUGUUGUGAAAUUCACACUUAUUGGAUGUUGAAGAACCAUGUCACACAUGUUAACUGAUGUUUUGUUUGUAAAAUGUUUAUUAAAAAAAACACGUUUCUGUAUUUUCUUAAUUCUGAA